CUAGAACACGAGUGGCCAUUGUUGACCUACAGGAGGGACCACUGUCACCAACAAAGGGUAACAAUCUUUCUUUUCAAUAUUUAUUUAUAUCCAAUAUUUAUUUUCAAUACUGACUAUGGAGAGAGCUCUCCUGUGCUCCAACACUGCAAUAUUGGGGGUCUUUCAAAGCACCAAGACAUAUAUUUGAAUCUGGCAUCAUUAACAUUUUUAUGACUUUCUACUUCUUUCUUUGUACUGGUCUCAAGAGCUACUCAUAAAUCUCUCAGUAACUGCAUAGUGUCCCAGGGCCAGAGACCGGCCACUCCUGGCAUUGUGAUUAGAGUCAUUUAAUAUCCAAGGUGGUGACUAAUGUCUGGCAACAGAGGCUCCAUUGGGUGUCAUGUGUCCUGGGACCCUGAGCGUGGGCACUCUAGGAGCACCUCAUUAUUGCAUGUUAGUACUAUGGCCAAGAGAAAAGUUGAGAAAGUGGUCAAGAGGUGGAUCCAUGUGAACUCCACUGGGAAAUGAGAGACCUCUUUCCCGGUCACUGUCAGUGCAACUUGAAAGCCUAAAAUCAGUUUAAAACAAAGGUAUCUACCUUUAUCUUAUGUUCAUAUCCUAGGCUUUUAAUAAUAUGUAUUUUUCACAUGUUUACAGAAAGCAGUCAACUGAGCUAUUCGUGGAAAGGUUUGUGGGUUUGGUUAACGAAGUGGAGGAGUAUUACAUUUCAGCUGGAAACACAUCCCUAGAAUGCCAAAACAUUUAUUCCAAAGUCUGGUUUCCUGGUGCAAUCGGAGGCAUGGCAAUGCCUCUGCUCAGAGACUGGGGUCUAGGGCCAGUAAGGCAUUUGAUCCACAUGUAUCCCAGAAGGCUUUUAUUGUUAAAUUAUAUUCUUUUGGAAAAACCACCCAUGUCCUAUUUUGUAAACUUGAUAUCCAUACACUUUUGACUGGCAUUCUAUUUUAGCCGUAAGAGUAUGAUUCACAGCAAGCCUGUUUUUCCUCUUGCUUGGGGUGGCAGUGGAAAGCAUAGGGUACUUUCCAGCCUCCAAGGGUAAGGGGCAAAGGGGCUGGAGUUUCUCCUCCCCAGUACAGCUUUCUCUGGCUGUGCCACGCUGCUCCCUGUGAGCAGACAGCAAGUCUCCCCUCACUCCCCACUGCCAUUCAUCCAGCGCUGUGCAGUAGCCCAGCUGCGUGUCUGCCGGGAGGGGCUGCCAAGUGCCCUGCCUACUGGCUGCUUCCCGAAUCCCUGCCAUUCCACGCACAAACACAUCCACACACGCUCUCUGCCUAGUUCACACACUGAGCCACUCGCACAUGCGAGCACAUUCCUUCCUUCCUUCUCACUGUCUCGGCCCUUGACUUCUACAAGCCCAUGGAACAUUUCUGGAAAGACGUUCUUGAUCCAGCAGGGUGGCCCGCCGGCUUCUGAGUCUUCUGCCCUGCGGGGACACGGUCUGCGCCCUGCCCACGGCCACGGACCAUGACCAUGACCCUCCACACCAAAGCAUCCGGGAUGGCCCUACUGCAUCAGAUCCAAGGGAACGAGCUGGAGCCCCUGAACCGUCCGCAGCUCAAGAUCCCCCUGGAGCGGCCCCUGGGCGAGGUGUACGUGGACAGUAGCAAGCCCGCCGUGUACAACUACCCCGAGGGCGCCGCCUACGAGUUCAACGCCGCGGCCGCCGCCAACGCGCAGGUCUACGGCCAGACGGGCCUUCCGUACGGCCCCGGGUCUGAGGCUGCGGCGUUCGGCUCCAACGGCCUGGGGGGUUUCCCCCCACUCAACAGCGUGUCUCCGAGCCCGCUGAUGCUGCUGCAUCCGCCGCCGCAGCUGUCGCCUUUCCUGCAGCCCCACGGCCAGCAGGUGCCCUACUACCUGGAGAACGAGCCCAGCGGCUACACGGUGCGCGAGGCCGGCCCGCCGGCAUUCUACAGGCCAAAUUCAGAUAAUCGACGCCAGGGUGGCAGAGAGAGAUUGGCCAGUACCAAUGACAAGGGAAGUAUGGCUAUGGAAUCUGCCAAGGAGACUCGCUACUGUGCAGUGUGCAAUGACUAUGCUUCAGGCUACCAUUAUGGAGUCUGGUCCUGUGAGGGCUGCAAGGCCUUCUUCAAGAGAAGUAUUCAAGGUAAUAGACAUAACGACUAUAUGUGUCCAGCCACCAACCAGUGCACCAUUGAUAAGAACAGGAGGAAGAGCUGCCAGGCCUGCCGGCUCCGCAAAUGCUACGAAGUGGGAAUGAUGAAAGGUGGGAUACGAAAAGACCGAAGAGGAGGCAGAAUGUUGAAACACAAGCGCCAGAGAGAUGAUGGGGAGGGCAGGGGCGAAGUGGGGUCCACUGGAGACAUGAGAGCUGCCAACCUUUGGCCAAGCCCGCUCAUGAUCAAGCACUCUAAGAAGAACAGCCCAGCCUUGUCCCUGACGGCCGACCAGAUGGUCAGUGCCUUGCUGGAUGCUGAGCCCCCCAUACUCUAUUCCGAGUAUGAUCCUACCAGACCCUUCAGUGAAGCUUCGAUGAUGGGCUUACUGACCAACCUGGCAGACAGAGAGCUGGUUCACAUGAUCAACUGGGCAAAGAGGGUGCCAGGCUUUGUGGAUUUGACCCUCCAUGAUCAGGUCCACCUUCUAGAAUGUGCCUGGCUAGAGAUCCUGAUGAUUGGUCUCGUCUGGCGCUCCAUGGAGCACCCAGGGAAGCUCCUGUUUGCUCCUAACUUGCUCUUGGACAGGAACCAGGGAAAAUGUGUAGAGGGCAUGGUGGAGAUCUUCGACAUGUUGCUGGCCACAUCAUCUCGAUUCCGCAUGAUGAAUCUGCAGGGAGAGGAGUUUGUGUGCCUCAAAUCUAUUAUUUUGCUUAAUUCUGGAGUGUACACAUUUCUGUCCAGCACCCUGAAGUCUCUGGAAGAGAAGGACCAUAUCCACCGAGUCCUGGACAAGAUCACAGACACUUUGAUCCACCUGAUGGCCAAGGCAGGCCUGACCCUGCAGCAGCAGCACCGGCGGCUGGCCCAGCUCCUCCUCAUCCUCUCCCACAUCAGGCACAUGAGUAACAAAGGCAUGGAGCAUCUGUACAGCAUGAAGUGCAAGAAUGUGGUGCCCCUCUACGACCUGCUGCUGGAGAUGCUGGACGCCCACCGCCUACAUGCGCCCACUAGCCGUGGAGGGGCGCCCAUGGAGGAGACGGACCAAAGCCACUUGGCCACCGCGGGCUCUACUUCAUCGCAUUCCUUGCAAAAGUAUUACAUCACGGGGGACGCAGAGGGUUUCCCCGCCACAGUCUGAGAGCUCCCCGGCUCCCCCACAGUUCAGAUAAUCCCUGCUGCAUUUUACCCUCGUCAUGCACCACUUUAGCCAAAUUCUGUCUCCUGCAUACACUCCGGCAUGCAUCCACCACCAAUGGCUUUCUAGAUGAGUGGCCAUUCAUUUGCUUGCUCAGUUCUUAGUGGCACAUCUUCUGUCUUCUGUUGGGAACAGCCAAAGGGAUUCCAGGGCGAAAUCUUUGUAACAGCUCUCGUUCCCCCUAUGCUAUGUUACUAAGCGUGAGGAUUCCUGUAGCUCUUCACAGCUGAACUCAGUCUACGGGUUGGGGCUCAGAUGACUCUGUGCAUUUAAGCUACUUGCAGAGACCCAGGCCUGGAGAGUAGACAUUUCACCUCUGAUAAGCACUUUUUAAAUGGCUUUAAGAAUAAGCCACAGCAAAGAAUUUAAAGUGGCUCCUUUAAUUGGUUACUUGGAGAAAGCUAGGUCAAGGGUUUAUUAUAGCACCCUCUUGUAUUCCUAUGGCAAUGCAUCCUUUUAUGAAAGUGGUAUACCUUAAAGCUUUUAUAUAUGACUGUAGCAGAAUAUCUGGUGAUUGUCAAUUCAUUUCCCCUAUAGGAAUACAAGGGGCACACAGGGAAGGCAGAUCCCCUAGUUGGCAAGACUAUUUAACUUGAUACACUGCAGCUUCAGAUGUGCUGAAAGCUCUGCCUCUGGCUUUCCGGUCAUGGGUUCCAGUUCAUUCGUGCCUCCCAUGGACCUAUGGAAAGCAGCAAGUUGAUCUUAGUUAAGUCUCCCUAUAUGAGGGAUAAGUUCUUGAUUUUUGUUUUUAUUUUUGUGUUACAAAGAAAGCCCUCUCUCCCUGAACUUGCAGUUAGGUCAGCUUCAGGACCUGUUUCGGUGGGUGCUGUACUUGGAUCUUCCCGGCGUGUGUGUGCCUUAUAUAGGGGUGAACUGUUCACUGUGGUGAUGCAUGAUGAGGGUAAAGGGUCGUUGAAAGGAGCAGGGGCCCUAGUGAUGCAUUUAGCCCUGGGGCAUGGAGUUGAACAGUGCUUGUGCAGGAUUGUUGUGGCUACUAGAGAACAAGAGGGAAAGUAGGCCAGAAACUGGACACCGUUCUGAGGCACAGCCAGACUUGCUCAGGGUGGCCCUGCCACAGGCUGCAGCUACCUAGGAACAUUCCUUGCAGACCCCGCAUUGCCCUUUGGGGGUGCCCUGGGAUCCCUGGCGUGGUCCAGCUCUUCUUCAUUUCCCAGCGUGGCCCUGGCUGGAAGCAGCAGCUGUCACAGCUGCCAUAGACAGCUGUGUUCCUACAACUGGCCCAGCACCCUGGGGCACGGGAGGAGGGUGGGGACCCUUGCUGUCACUACUCAGGCUGACUGGGGCCUGGUCAGAUUACAUAUGCCCUUGGUUGUUUAGAGCUAAUCCAAAAUCAGGGUUUGGUUUGGGGAAGAAAAUCCUCCCCCUUCCUCCCCUACUCCCACCGCCUCCACUCCUGCCAGCUCAUUUCCUUCAAUUUCCUUUGACUUAUAGGCUAAAAAAGAAAGGCUCAUUCCAGCCACAGGGCAGCCUUCCCUGGGCCUUUGCUUCUCUAGCACAAGUAUGGGUUACUUCCUUUUUCUUAACAAAAAAAGAAUGUUUGAUUUCCUCUGGGUGACCUUAUUGUCUAUAAUUGAAACCCUACUGAGAGGUGAUGUCUGUGUUAGCCAAUGACCCAGGUGAGCUGCUCAGGCUUCCCUUGGUAUGUCUUGUUUGGAAAAGUGGAUUUCAUUAAUUUCUGAUUGUCCAGUUAAGUGAUCACCAAAGGACUGAGAAUCUGGGAGGGAAUAAAAAAAAAAAAAGUUUUUAUGUGCACUUAAAUUUGGGGACAAUUUUAUGUAUCUGUGUUAAGGAUAUGUUGAAGAACAUAAUUCUUUUGUUGCUGUUUGUUUAAGAAGCACCUUAGUUUGUUUAAGAAGCACCUUAUAUAGUAUAAUAUAUAUUUUUUUGAAAUUACAUUGCUUGUUUAUCAGACAAUUGAAUGUAGUAAUUCUGUUCUGGAUUUAAUUUGAUUGGGUUAACAUGCAAAAACCAAGGAAAAAUAUUUAGUUUUUUUUUUUUUUUUUGUAUACUUUUCACGCUACCUUUUCAUGUAUACAGUCAUUUAUGCCUAAAGCCUGGUGAUUAUUCAUUUAAAUGAAGAUCACAUUUCAUAUCAACUUUUGUAUCCACAGUAGACAAAAUAGCACUAAUCCAGAUGCCUAUUGUUGGAUAUUGAAUGACAGACAAUCUUAUGUAGCAAAGAUUAUGCCUGAAAAGGAAAAUUAUUCAGGGCAGCUAAUUUUGCUUUUACCAAAAUAUCAGUAGUAAUAUUUUUGGACAGUAGUUAAUGGGUCAGUGGGUUCUUUUUAAUGUUUAUACUUAGAUUUUCUUUUAAAAAAAUUAAAAUAAAACAAAAAAAAAUUUCUAGGACUAGAUGAUGUAAUACCAGCUAAAGCCAAACAAUUAUACAGUGGAAGGUUUUACAUUAUUCAUCCAAUGUGUUUGUAUUCAUGUUAAGAUACUACUACAUUUGAAAUGGGCAGAGAACAUCAGUGAUCGAAAUGUUCGCCCAGGGGUCUCCAGAAACUUUGGAAAUCUCUUUGCAUUCUUACUUGAAGUGCCACUAAUGGACAGCAGACAUUUUCUGGCUGAUGUUGGUAUUGGGUGUAGGGACAUGAUAAAAAAAACUCUUACCUCUGCUUUCUCCCACUCUGAAGCAAGUUAAAAUUUAAAAGAUGUGAUUUAUCUGGGGCUCAGGUAUGGUGGGGAAGUAGAUUCAGGAAUUUGGGGAAUGGCAAAUAUACGAAGAAAAGUAUUGAAAGUAUUUGGAGGAAAAUUGUUAAUUCUGGCACCUGGAAUAUGCACCAGGGUUCAGUAGUCCACUUCUGCCCUGGAGACCACAAAGCAACUAGCUCCAUUUAUAGCCAUUUCUAAAAUGGCAGCUUCAGUUCUAGAGAAGAAAGAACAACAUCAGCAGUAAAGUCCAUGGAAUAGCUAGUGGUCUGUGUUUCUUUUCGCCAUUGCCUAGCUUGCCGUAAUGAUUCUGUAAUGCCAUCAUGCAGCAAUUACGAGAGACUAGGUCAUCCAAAGAGAAGACCCUAUCAACGUAGGUUGUAAAAUCUAACCCCUAAGGAAGUGCAGUCUUUGAUUUGAUUUCCCUAGUAACCUUGCAGAUACGUUUAACCACGCCAUAUCCCAUGCCUUUUGGGGGCUGAACAAAUAAGGGACUUACUGAUAAUUUACUUUUGAUCACAUUAAGGUGUUCUCACCUUGAAACCUGAUACACUGAAAUGGCCAAUGAUUUGGGCCAUUGGCUUAGAGUACUCCUUCCCCUGCAUGACACUGAUUACAGAUCCUUUCCUAUUCAUACUUUCCAAUUAUGGGAUGGACCGUGGGUACUGGGAAUGAUCACUAACCCCAUAGUAAUGUCUAAUAUUCACAGGCAGAUCUGCGUGGGGAAGCUAGUUAUGUGAAAGGCAAAUAGAGUCAUACAGUAGCUCAAAAGGCAACCAUAAUUCUGUUUGGUGCAGGUCUUGGGAGCGUGAUCUAGAUGACUGCACCAUUCCCAGGUUAAUCCCCUGAAAAGUUACUCUCAACUGGAGCAAAUGAACUGUGGUCCCAAAUAUCCAUCUUUUCAGUAGCAUUAUUAUGCUCUGUUUCCAACUGCAUUUCCUUUCCAAUUGAAUUAAAGUGUGGCCUCAUUUUUAGUCAUUUCAAAUUGUUUUCUAAGUAAUUGCUGCCUCUAUUAUGGCACUUCAAUUUUGCACUGUCUUUUGAGAUUCAAGAAAAAUUUCUAUUCUUUUUUUGCAUCCAAUUGUGCCUGAACUUUUAAAAUAUGUAAAUGCUGCCACGUUCCAAACCCAUCGUCAGUGUGUGUGUUUAGAGCUGUGCACCCUAGAAACAACAUAUUGUCCCAUGAGCAGGUGCCUGAGACACAGACCCCUUUGCAUCCACAGAGAGGUCAUUGGUUAUAGAGACUUGAAUUAAUAAGUGACAUUAUGCCAGUUUCUGUUCUCUCACAGGUGAUAAACAAUGCUUUUUGUGCACUUCAUACUCUUCAGUGUAGAGCUCUUGUUUUAUGGGAAAAGGCUCAAAUGCCAAUUUGUGUUUGAUGGAUUAAUAUGCCCUUUUGCUGAUGCAUACUA
Piliocolobus tephrosceles (Ugandan red Colobus) is the source of this 7397-nucleotide messenger RNA. RefSeq names its product estrogen receptor 1 (gene ESR1). The record is from RefSeq and is a predicted model, not a curated record. Gene Ontology annotation, molecular function: sequence-specific DNA binding; nuclear estrogen receptor activity; steroid binding. Gene Ontology annotation, cellular component: nucleus. NCBI's taxonomy places the organism in Eukaryota, Metazoa, Chordata, Mammalia, Primates, Cercopithecidae. The coding region runs from base 1462 to 3255 and encodes 597 amino acids. Gene Ontology annotation, biological process: steroid hormone receptor signaling pathway; regulation of DNA-templated transcription. The transcript has 9 exons.